Dovyalis caffra is the source of this 163-nucleotide messenger RNA. NCBI's taxonomy places the organism in Eukaryota, Viridiplantae, Streptophyta, Magnoliopsida, Malpighiales, Salicaceae. The record is from the annotation of a GenBank genome assembly.
GAGUGAUGCCACGGUUUCCUCUCCUUUUGUCAUCAACUAUUAUGAUAAGACCCCAAUUGAGGAACUAGGAUUGAACUCAUCUUAUGAUAUAUCAUUAUUCGCCCAAUCAUUUAUGUUACAAAUCGGAUAUUAUCACCAUGAGCCAAUACGACCUAACUCCUAA